CAUGCAACUGUCACAGGCGAGCUAUGUUAUUUUGGUUGGUACGCGCCUAGGGAGUUCCACUAGAUAACACAGCCACAAAGUCAAAUUGUAUAUCGUAAAAUUUCAAGGAAAAACAAAAAUACUUUUUGGUCUUCAUUUGAGAUCAGCGUUAUGGGUUAUAAAAUGGGAGGGAUAUGACUUCCUGGCAGCAAGUGACGACCGCACUACAAAGUCUGACGCAUCAACACGCAUGCGCUGUUUUAUCCAUUCUAUUCGGGUUUACUGGAUAUGACAUUAGGACUCAUUUGAUCGAAAACUAAACUCAUUUAAAAAGAUUAGUAAAUCUGCAUUAUUGUUCACUAUUAUAGUCACUGAUCAUGCGAUCCUGCUAGAUCUAUCAUCUGAAAAGAGCCAAAGCCAGCAGCGGUAAAGCAGUUGCUUGUUGGUGAGCUAGCAAUAGUUGUUACGAUAUGGCAAGGUAAUUGUCUAAAGGAUUUUUACAGAAUGUGGAGAAGGCACUUCGUAAUUGCUUGGAAGGCAACGCCUGGAUAAGAAGAUCCCUACUUCGAUAUUUUGUUGACAAUUAGAUAAACAUGGGUAUGCCAUUAUUGUCCCAUCCGUGCUUUAAAGCAAUUUGUGUCAUCGCUUUACUCAAUGGGCUUGGCGACUGCAACGAGGGGUCAGCAUCGCAUCAGACCUCGCAGUUCUCCUCAUAUGAAGUCACCAUACCCAAGCGCUUUGGGAAGCAGAAGAGAGACAUGGAUAGUUCAGAUUCUAACCAGGUGUCCUAUAUCAUCAGUGCCAUGGGAAAAGAGCACGUUGUUGUCCUGGAGAAGAAUGAGCUACUGCUCCCCGAGGACUUCACUGUGUACACACAUGCCAAGGAUGGAUCUCUAAUAACCAACAGACCUCCAAUGCAGGAUCACUGUCACUAUCGGGGCUAUGUGGAGGGCGUGGAGGGAUCAUCUGUGGCCAUGAGUAUCUGCUUUGGACUAAGAGGGGUGCUCCUCAUGGACAACUCCAGCUAUGGGAUUGAGCCAUUGGUGUCUUCCUCGGACUUCAAGCACCUAGUGUACCGGCUGGAGGACGUGGUGUCGGAGCCGCUGGUGUGUGGCACUCCACACACGGAACAACUAGCCCCAUCUGAACAGGACCACUCAGAGCAUCACACCCACUCUGACACACACAAACAGCCUGUCAGCCACCUCCUCAGGAGAAAGCGGGCAGUGCUUCUCCAGCCACACUAUGUAGAGCUGCUCCUGGUGGUGGAUCAUGAGAGGUUCACCUACAUGCACGGGAAUGAGACUGCAGUGCGAGAAGAGAUGAUUCAUCUUGCAAACUACGUUGACAGUAUGUACAUGGAGCUAAACAUCCGUGUGGUGUUGGUGGGCCUGGACAUCUGGACCAGCGGGAACCCCAUCAGCAUUGAGGGCAGCGCCGGGGAGGUGCUCAGCCGCUUUGUCCAGUGGAGGGAGAAGGAGCUGGUGCCACGGCAACGCCACGACAGCGCCCAGCUCAUUCUGAAGAAGAGCUUUGGGGGCACUGCUGGGAUGGCCUUUGUCAGCACUGUCUGCUCGCGGAGUCACGGGGGAGGGAUCAACGCAUUCACCAACAACAACAUCCCGUCCUUUGCGUCCAUCGUGGCCCACGAGCUGGGCCACAACCUGGGCAUGAACCACGACAACGAGCGUAACUGCCACUGCGGGGUCACCAGUUGUAUUAUGAACUCGGGCGCCACUGGCUCGCGGAACUUCAGCAGCUGCAGCGCCGACGACUUUGAGAAGAUGAUCCUGAACACGGGGGGAAGCUGCCUGCUUAACAUCCCGCGUCCGGAAGAGGGCUACAGCGCCCCCUACUGUGGCAACAAACUGGUGGACAUGGGAGAGGAGUGUGACUGUGGCUCAGACAAGGAAUGUGAGAAGGAUCCGUGCUGUGAAGCCAAGACCUGUAAGCUCAAGGGUGGAGCACAGUGUGCUUAUGGAGAGUGCUGUAAAAAUUGUCAGUAUUUGCCAGGGGGCUCAGUGUGUAGAGGUAGCAAUGAUGAGUGCGACCUCUCGGAGUACUGCAACGGCUCAUCUGCACUGUGUCCAAGCGACGUCUUCAAGCAGAAUGGCCACCCCUGCAAAGUGGAUAAGGCCUACUGCUACAAUGGGAAGUGCCAGCACUAUGAUGGACAAUGCCGGGCAAUCUUUGGCCCAAAGGCAAAGGCUGCCCCAGAGGUGUGUUUCAAAGAUGUCAACUCCAAGGGGGAUCGUUUUGGAAACUGCGGCUACCAGAACAAUGGCUACAAGAAGUGUGAGAGCAGGAAUGCAAUGUGUGGGAAGCUACAGUGUGAGAACGUCCAGUCAGUCACCGUCUUUGGCAUAGAGCCCUCCAUCAUCCAGACGCCCAUCGCCGGAAUCAAGUGCUGGGGUGUUGACUUUCUGCUGGGUUCGGACGUUCCAGACCCUGGCAUGGUGAACGAGGGGACCAAGUGUGGGGAGAACAAGGUCUGUUUGAAUUACGACUGUCGGAGCGCCGAUGUGCUCAACUACGACUGUGAUAUCCAGAAGAAAUGCCACAGUCACGGGGUGUGUAACAGCAACAGGAACUGCCACUGUGAGAACGGCUGGGCACCGCCCUACUGCGAAGCUAAAGGUUACGGCGGCAGCGUGGACAGCGGCCCUACGUGGAACGACAAGGACACCGCCACAAGGGAUGGGCUGCUGGUUUUCUUCUUUCUGGUACUGCCUCUGAUGGCGCUGGGCCUCUUCGUCUUCUUCAGGAGGAAUGAGCUGCAGAGGCGCUUCUGCAGGAGGAAAAGAUCCCAGGGCUACGAGGCCGACAGCAGACCUCAGCCCAACACUAGCCGGGGCCCUCCUCCGAGCGCCAACCCCAACACCAUUGUCAAAGACAGAGUUGUGCAGACGAGCAGGACCGUCUCUGUGCCGUCUUAUGCUGUCAGACCACCUCCUCCCUACUCAAAACCAACACCUGCUGCAACACAACUUGUGCCUCAAAGACCUGCGCCCCCACCCCCAGUCUAGCCCAUGGAAACACGGUCAGCCAACAUCCACACAGGAAAUGCAGUCACUUGACAUAAGAGGCACACCUGCAAUACAGAGUUGUAAAACGAACCAGACCAGUUUCUGAUCCACUCCAAGGUGUCUUUUUUGUUGUUGUUGCAAGAAGCAGAGAUGAUGUUUGGCUACAUAAGACCGCUACUACCAAUUGCAUACACUUCACUUCACCUUGAGCAACUGUCAUAGGAAUGUCAAGAUGAUGACACACAAGCCCUUGAUGAUCAUAGUGGGGAGUUUGUGUUGGUUAAGUAAAACAUUUUAAUUCACAUUUUAGACAAACUUGAUGGUGCUGGUGGGAAUGUAAUCCAUGCGCCGGCUUAACUGAUACUGCAGAAAUGUAUCUGGUUUGGAUCAUACUGCCUGCAGUUUACCCUCUCUUUGGUCCUACUGUAUGAUGAUUUGUGUUCUUUAUUCCCUGAAAACAGUUUUGACGACUCAGAUGCUUUUAUCAGAUUCAGGCCACAUGAGUUUAACAUAAAACUUUUUUUUAAUUUUCACUUGGUUAAUGGUAAUAUGCAGCCUUUCAUCACUUGAUAACCCUCAGAUAUUUAAAGUUUUGCAGUAUUAAAUCUGGUUUGAAUCAGUUGUCUUAUAAGUGUGUCCCAUACAGUACAAUAAUGUUGCUCUUACAACCUUAAUCUUAUGUUGCUGUUAAUUUAGCUUAAAAACCAUGCUGGAUAUCCAUCUUAAUUUUUCACCUUUUGGAAAUGAAGACAAUAUCGUGGAUAUAUUGGAUGAUGAGCUAGAUUAUACCUGGACCUUUUGACUGAUAAAUGGUUUCUGCAUUUGGUGACCCAAUACAGAUAUUCAUAGCCUGUCCCUUUGUUACAGUUCUUCUACUCAAUACAUUUUAUAGGAUACUUAUAUUUUCCAAUUUAGCCAUUACCCCCCAAUGGAUUCCCCAAAUUUAGACACCUUUAUUAAUAAUUUGAUUAAUAAGCCGGGUCUAAGGGCAUUCCGUUGCGACAGCUUGUGAGAUAAUCCAUGGUCCAAUGAACGUACAUGCUAGUAGCAUGCGUGACGGCGUCCGAAAUGACAUCCAUAAUCGGUAGACGGGUCUGAUUCAUAGGUUGCCAUUUGCAUCGCCGAGCAGUGAAGAAACUAUCAAAUCGCAUUUUUAGAUGCUAACCCCCCUCACCAAAUCAAAAUCUAAUAUGGAUGCCAAUGUUUUGUUGUCGCUUUGUGCGUGCACAUUUCCUCAACUUCCCGCAGGGUGCCUAUAUUCCGUGGCUGAUUAGCUUGACAGACAGGUGUGAAACACAGACAUGUGUUCACGCAAAAUGAGAACACAAUAUAGAAUCCAGAAUUGGUUUUGAUUUGAGGAGGUGGGAGGUAGCAUCUAAAAACUGGAUUUAAUAUUUUAUUCACUUUUCUGCGAUGCAAACAGUGACCAAUCACUAGGCAAGACAGUUAAGAACAAAUUCUUAUUUACAAUGACGGUCUACCCUGGACAAACCCUAACCCGGACAAUGCUGGGCCAAUUGUGCGCUGCCCUAUGGGACUCGCAAUCACGGCCGAUUGCGAUACAGCCUGGAAUCGAACCAGGGUCUGUAGUGACACCUCUCAUACUGAGAUGCAGUGGCUUAGACCACUGCGCCACUCGGGAGCCCCAAAAUGUACUAAGACCGCUACGUCACUUGGGAGCCCCAACAGGUACCGUCAUUAGUGCAUGACUUAUCUCGCAAGCUGUCGCUAUGGAAUUCCCUUAGACCCAAGCUACACACAUUUUUUGAGUUAUGAAUUAAUUAUAUAUACCCAUUGUUCGCUUAAUUGUUUCAGCUGCUGUUUGCCACUUUAAUGUGUGUCCAUUUUAUUUGACUGGUUUUGUUGUAUCCCUGAUUUGUUUGAAAAAAAAUAUUACAUAAAAUAAGUCAAUAUUUAAGGGCUAUGUAACCUUUCAUGUGAUCAUGCCAUGUAUGCAUUUUGAGAAACUAUAUCGAGGUCAAUGGCCUAUGCAUUGAAAACUGGUGAACAUUCUGAAAUGUGUUUACUUAUAUCCGGACAUGAUGAUUUUCCAAUGACGGGAAGGAGGCAGGUCAAGUGGCUUUAGAAGCAUCCUGUCUCAGACAUUUGAAAGACACUGCCUGCAUAAACGUUACUGAGGCAUCCUAUAGCAAUAUGGCAAUCCUCCCACCUCUUUAAUGGUGCAUACAACAACCAACUUCCUUUGCCACAAUAAAGACUGACUUCUUCAAGAACAAAUGUCAUGUGUCAUGUGUAGGCUACAUGCUGAAGUAGAAUUUUAACAAAAGUUUGUUUGAGGAUCAUGUACGUAUGUGGUUGACAUUUCAUGUUUUAUGUUUGCAUAAUGUGAAAAUGAUUUGAUUGGCCUGAUAGAACUGCAUUUCCUAAAUCUUCCAGGUUCUCUGUAUAUGAUUAUGAUGAUGUGAUAUAGCUGGCAAUAGUGAAAAUGUCUGACACUUUGUGAUUCAAAGAAAGUCAUGACUGCCUUGAUUGGACUAAUUGGUGGUGGUGAUUUUUUGUAAUGCAUAUGAAAUAAAAAUCCACAUACUCACAUAAA
Oncorhynchus keta (chum salmon) is the source of this 5562-nucleotide messenger RNA. RefSeq names its product ADAM metallopeptidase domain 9 (gene adam9a). Gene Ontology annotation, biological process: proteolysis. NCBI's taxonomy places the organism in Eukaryota, Metazoa, Chordata, Actinopteri, Salmoniformes, Salmonidae. The transcript has 22 exons. The record is from RefSeq and is a predicted model, not a curated record. Gene Ontology annotation, cellular component: plasma membrane. Gene Ontology annotation, molecular function: metalloendopeptidase activity. The coding region runs from base 573 to 3005 and encodes 810 amino acids.